AUGAUUGUCGGUGCGGUCGAGAGCUUUAGUGUACGGCUCGAAAGACUAUUCACUAAUACUUUCAUUUUUGCCGUUUUGGCGUCGAUUGCGUUCAUGAUAUGGCAAAUACAUAACCAUAAACUGACACAAUGUCUGACGGAUUGGAAGGAGUUAUGGGUAGACGAGGCCUAUUGGCACCUCUUGUUCUCAGCGGUUCUCUUAGUCAUUAUGGUAUUGUGGAGGCCCACCAAUAAUAACCAACGAUACGCUUUCACUCCACUGCUGGACGCGAGCGAAGACGAGGACGACGACAGAGACCAACAAAUACCUCACGAGGCGUUCGACGGCAUGAAAAUGCGAAACCACGGCAAUAAUCACAUGGAGUCCGGGGAUAAGGAGGCCGUCAUCAGCAAAGAGACUGAGGAUCACCUGAAGUGGAUUGAGGCCAACAUCCCGACGUCGAUGAUAGACAACGCGCUGCCGGCGCUCAUCGAUUCAGACGAGGAGAUAAUGACCACAAAGUUAGAGAUGAGUAAAAUGGAGUGAAUUUAUGGUUUGAUAUUAAGAGAAGAUAUUAAUGAAUGAUAUUUAAUAUAAUAAUACAAAUAGAAGUGAUUUUUAUUUA
This is a messenger RNA of Oppiella nova, 604 nucleotides long. The record is from the annotation of a GenBank genome assembly. Lineage: Eukaryota; Metazoa; Arthropoda; Arachnida; Sarcoptiformes; Oppiidae.